Trifolium pratense (red clover) is the source of this 2109-nucleotide messenger RNA. RefSeq lists its product as uncharacterized. NCBI's taxonomy places the organism in Eukaryota, Viridiplantae, Streptophyta, Magnoliopsida, Fabales, Fabaceae. The transcript is spliced from 2 exons. Gene Ontology annotation, molecular function: nucleic acid binding; RNA-DNA hybrid ribonuclease activity. Bases 1 to 2109 code for a protein of 702 amino acids. The record is from RefSeq and is a predicted model, not a curated record.
AUGGCUCUAAAGUUAGAUAUGUCAAAAGCGUAUGAUCGGAUUGAAUGGAAUUUUGUUAAAGCUACCCUAAAGUCAAUGGGGUUUCCUAGUAAUGUGGUGGACUUAAUUCUGAAUUGUAUAUCUACUGUGUCUUAUCAAAUCCUCAUCAAUGGCCAACCUAGUAAGAGUUUCAACCCCGAAAGAGGUCUCAGACAAGGUGACCCCCUUUCUCCCUAUCUUUUCAUUCUUUGUGCUGAUGUGUUGUCUGGUUUAAUGAAGAGAAAAGCUGUAACGGGAGGAAUUCAUGGAAUUAAAAUUGCAAGGCAAGCUCCGAAGAUAUCUCAUUUACUUUUUGCAGAUGACAGCCUGUUGUUUGCAAGAGCAAGCUCUACUGAAGCCGAUGUGAUUCUUAGUGUUCUUGCUGAGUAUCAACAAGCAUCAGGACAGGUGGUUAAUUUGGACAAGUCAGAAGUAUCCUUUAGUCAAAAUGUGCGUAAUGAAGAGAAAGACAUGAUCCGUAACAGGAUGGGUGUAAAGACGGUGGAUAAUCAUUCUAAGUACCUCGGUCUCCCUGUGGUUUUUGGAAGAUCUAAGAAGCUCAUUUUCUCGCUUGUCAUUGACCGUGUCUGGAAAAAGGUGAAGGGUUGGAAGGAAAACUACCUAUCUAGAGCUGGUAAGGAAAUUCUCAUCAAAGCGGUUGCUCAAGCAAUUCCAAACUAUAUCAUGAGUUGCUACAAAUUACCUGAAAGUUGUUGCCAAGAAAUUGAAUCUAUGUUAGCUAAAUUUUGGUGGGGAUCAAAAGAAGGAAAAAGGAAGAUUCAUUGGAUGAGUUGGGAAAGAUUAUCAAAGUCAAAGAAAGGUGGAGGCAUGGGAUUUAGAGGAAUCAGCAAUUUCAAUUCAGCCCUCCUAGGGAAGCAUUGUUGGAGACUAAUAACAGGUGAAGAAUCACUUAUGGGGAGAGUUUUCAAGAGUAGAUACUAUCCUAGAGCAUCGUUUAUGGAAGCAAAGAUUGGCUAUCAACCGAGCUAUGCUUGGAGGAGUAUUCAAAGUGCAAAGGAGGUCAUAAUUUUAGGAUCCAGAUGGAGAAUUGGAAAUGGAGAGAAAGUUAAGAUUUGCAAGGACAAGUGGUUACCUAACCAAGUGGGGUUCAAAGUAUGGAGCAGAUGUGAUGAGCUGGAAGAAGAUGCACUUGUCAGCACCCUUAUUGAUCCGGAUACCAAACAAUGGAAGCGAGAUCUAGUGUCACAUAUAUUCUUCCCACAUGAAGCAAAACAAAUUCUGAGUUUACCAAUUUCUCCAAGACUCCCAUCUGACAAAAUUAUUUGGCACUUUGAAAGAAAUGGCGAGUACUCUGUGAGAUCGGCACAUCACUUACUGAAACAACACAGCUCUAGGAAUGCUGCUGGUACCUCUGGUCAACAAACAGACAUUUUAUGGAGAGAAAUUUGGCGGGCACCUGUCCCUAAUCGAGUGCGGAAUUUUUUGUGGCGACUUGGAAAAAAUAUACUACCCACCCGGGCAAACUUGUCAAGGAAAGGCGUACAAGUUGAAAAUCUUUGUCCUCAAUGUAACAAUGCUCCUGAAACAAUUGACCAUCUUUUCCUCCAUUGUCAACUAGCUCAACUCACAUGGUUUGCAUCCCAAAUUGGUGCUCACGCACCUCAAAAUCUUCCCCUUAACUCAUGGUUGCUGCAAGGUACUGCAACUGGCUGGGGAAUGGUUGUUUACAAUCAAGUGGGUAAUGUUGUUCUAUCUGCUUGUAGAAAGGAAUUUAUUGAUGUUGAACCUGUGUUGGCUGAGGCACUUGGUGUGAGAUGGUGCCUCCAAAAAGCUAUUGAAGCUAACAUGAAAGAUAUUGUGAUUGUCUCUGAUGCUGCCACUGUGGUAAAUUGUAUCAACUCAAACCAGUCUAUAGCUGUGAUAGAAAUUGUUAUCCAAGAUUGUAAAUUACUCAUUGAACAAUUAGAUAGCGUAGUUGUGACACAUGUUAGGCGUCACUUAAAUUCUGUUGCUCAUGGUUUAGCAAAAUUCUCUAAUGUAGUUGGUACUAAAACGUGGAUGGGAGUAGUUCCAAAUUCCCUUGCUGCAGCUGUGUGUAAUUUAUAUGGUGUUUCAUCACCUUCUAGUUGA